Gigantopelta aegis is the source of this 2755-nucleotide messenger RNA. RefSeq lists its product as uncharacterized. The transcript has 13 exons. The coding region runs from base 27 to 2507 and encodes 826 amino acids. Gene Ontology annotation, molecular function: calcium ion binding. Lineage: Eukaryota; Metazoa; Mollusca; Gastropoda; Neomphalida; Peltospiridae. The record is from RefSeq and is a predicted model, not a curated record.
CAUGCAGCCGAUUUCUUUUCCUUAAGAUGGACGAAACCAUUUUGUUUUUUCUGUGCAUCUACUGGUGGUCCGUUUAUGAUCCUUCUCUGUGUCAAACAAUAGAUAGGCCUACAUGUAAAGUUACCCCAGAAUCCUAUACUUAUUCGUCACACGUCAAUAAACUCACUGAACUGGAUAAGGGAAUUGAUUCUAAGUCAUUCUGGUGUAGUGAUGGGGCUUUACAUAACUCAUGGAUGGACUUGUAUCCCCACCUUGUCGUUGAUUUUGGUGCCACUAAGAAAACUAUUGUAGGACUAGCAUUGAAGGGACCACCAGCUGCUCACAAGAAGUAUGGAUUCCCAUCUUUCCAAGUUUAUAAACAUGUUGAUGCUGGUGACUUUUAUGAUGCCAUCAGAGAAAAUCAUGGAAAUAGUAGAAUCAUUAAGACAUUUACUGGCCUGACAGCUGAAGACAUUGCGAAGGGUGAAGUCAAAAGGCAUGAGUUUCCAUAUCCAGUCGAUGUUAAGAAAUUGAAGAUUUACUUUAAACUAAGACUUGGGCAGAAACGUGUUUGCAUGAAAAUCGAGUUCUAUCAGGCACCAGAGAACUGUGGUCAACCACGUAGAGAAGAAAAUAAGUGUGGAAAUAAUAAAGGAGGUUGCGGACAGAAGUGUGAACCAAAAGAUCAUACAUUCCAUUGCACAUGUCUAAAGGGCCACAUACUAUGGCUUGAUGGAUUACAUUGUGUAGCUACAGAUGAUAAAGUGAUGAUCAAUUUGAAGCAAGGAAAGCAUCUGUAUGUUGUAGCACAAAGGAGUUGUUUAAGUGAUUCUUCAAAGUUAGCUACUGUUUUAAAUAUAGAGGAAUAUAAUAAAAUGAGGAAACAGACAAAGAAGGAUUAUGAAGAUCAUUUUAUAGGUGUUGUGGAUGUGGACUGUGAUCAAAGCUACAAUCGAUGGGUAGAUGGAACAGAUGUCAUAUUUGACAAAUUUAAUGAAACCCGUGGUUAUCCAGGUUCCAGUGGUCUUAUGUCUGGACGUCGGUGGACAUUUAAGAACUCUCUUAAUGGCUCGAAUCAUUUUUGUAGGAAUGCAGAUGAAGAUGGCUACUUGUUAACUGGCUUCUAUGGUAUAGAGGACUACCAGUUGACUUCAUCACCGUCUCUGGUUAAAACAUCACUAGCGUCAGUGUUUGCCUUUGGUGCUGCAAGGAGUCGUCGUGGUUCUAAGGCGUAUCUAACAAGUGACUCGGGGGAGUCUUAUGGAUUGUUCUGGAGACCAAGAGAUCCUACCAUGAAGAAUAAGUUCUUGGAGGUGACGCUCAAUAAGAAUUGGAUUGCAGUAACUGGUGUCAUUGUAAGAGGCUACAGUUGUACAAACCCAACAAUAAAGUACCGAGUCACCAAGGGUACAAAGACUAUGUCUCAGGAGAACUACAAGUUCUCUGUUCCGGCAGACAGUGAAAAACUUCAGAUUGUUAAGCCAUCCUUUAAAACCAGAACGAUUGGAGUAGAACUUGAAGAUUCUGCUGAUUGUGAAGGUUACCAGUGGGACAUAGUUGGACUAUUGACAGAGAGACAUGUAGAUGUUUGUCCACAGGGAACAUGUGACCAUGAAUGCAUCCCAAAUCCUGAAGGUCACGUCUGUAUAUGUAACAGAAAUUACCACCUGUUUAUUGAUGGAAGGUCUUGUUUCAAAGAUGUUGAACCUCAUCUGAAGGGUCCUAAGCUAUUGGCUCUGAACUACCCUAUAUUUAAAGAUGUCAUACAGUUUCUUCCAAUGCCACCUACAUAUUAUGAGUUUUUUCCUCGGAGAAUGGAAUUCAGUAAAGCAGCUGAGACUUGCAGAGAGUAUGGGGGAUAUCUGCUAUCCAUUCAUUCGAUUUUUGAGCAUAGAUUGAUGUACUCAGAUCUUAUGAGCCAUCCUACCUGCACUAAAUGGUUUCUAGGUCUAAACGGGACGUCUCUGAUGCACAGUACCUGGCACGAUGGCUCCUGGGUUGACUUUGCGCUGUUUGAGGGAACAGUGCCUGAACAUACAAAUGAGGAGCAAGUGGUUUUCAUGGACGAGAAACUAUUUUACAUGUGGAAUUAUGGUCCGGCUAAAACAACAGAUGGCUGCGUUGUGUGCCAGUAUAGACAACCGGACUGUGCUCUACCUAUCCUGACAGGACCAUGGAAGAUCCCCAAAAGUGAUUGGAUAGCCGAAGGAUUCAAACUUGAUGAAGGAAUGCUGGAUAACAUUCUACUUGACCUUCCUAGUGGAUUGCAGUAUUUCGAGACUACUGCACCUGAAGGCUAUAUACAGGCAUGUAAAAUCAUUCAGAAUUUGAUCUUCCUUUCUUCGAGAAGUUUACUGUUGACCCAUCAGAUACUCAGUGCUCUUCUAUGCGAAUUGAUGCACAUUCAGUACAGUUUUUUACAGUUGUUGCUAGUCCAAAUUUGGUUACGAAGCCUUUUGAUUCAGAGCUCUCAAGUUGGAACUUUUGCAAGAAGUGAGAUUUUGUCUGGUCGGAGUCCGUUAUCGUGAAUCUGAAUAAACCUUCGCGGGAAAUAAGCACUAUGACGAUUGGCCACGGUUCGAGAUUCUGACCAAUAAACAACGUGGACACCUAUUAUAUGAUUUUAAUGCCUUACGAUGCUUAACCGGCCCGGCCGGCAGUCGCAGGCUUGUUUGUCGGUCGUCGAGAUUGAAUGAACAACAAAAAAUAUAUAUGUAGAAUUUUGUUUUUGCUAUAAUGUUUAAAAUGCGUGAGAAAACCAUGUACCGGCGUGAGA